Molecule: messenger RNA, 5568 nt
Organism: Linum trigynum
Lineage: Eukaryota; Viridiplantae; Streptophyta; Magnoliopsida; Malpighiales; Linaceae
Source: the annotation of a GenBank genome assembly
CCCACCGCCGGCCACCGGCGACCGGAAUAAAACCAAGAGGAAUAAAACAAAAAACAGAUGUACUCCUGAUUAGCUGAUUUCCUUUUCGCCCAUCUGUUAAUCUAUGAAAGCUUAAUCUAUCCAUCCCUGAAAGCUUAACUUUCAUCAAAAUUUCACUGUUUAGCAUAUAGUUAUUAAAAUGAUCUGCCGGAGUCUCUUCUACUUCUUCUUCUUCUUCUUCCCACAAUCACUACUUCUAAUUUCAGUCAUCGCCAGUUCAGCUGCUGCAGUCUCUCCAGCAGCGACUUACCUCCUUCAGUUCAGAGACAGUCUCCCUUCCCAGUCUCAGCAUCUCCUGCAAUGGAACAACCUUUCUUCAUCUCCUUGUCAAUGGCGUGGAGUUUCCUGCUAUCCAGACACUCCAACCCCGCAAAUCAUGUCCUUGAACUUCACAAAUCUCGGCCUUUCGGCCGUUCUAAACGACUCUGUUUCCUAUCUCUGCCUCCACGAAGCCCUCGUCUCUCUCGACCUUGGUCGCAACAAUUUCACCGGAAUCCUUCCACCUCAGCUCGGGAACUGCUCGCAGCUCGAUACCAUCGUUCUCGGGAUUAACCAGUUAGUGGGUCCCAUCCCCCCGGAGCUUUUCCAGUCCAAGAAGCUGACGGUGCUGGACCUCAGCUACAAUGGUUUCUCCGGCGAAAUCCCUAAACAGGUAGCCUCCUGCACUAGCCUUCAAUACCUUGGAUUAGAGAACAAUACUUUAGAUGGGGAGAUUCCGAUGGAGCUGUUCACUCUUCCCAAUCUGGAAACUCUGUACCUUAUCUCCAAUCGGUUUACGGGGUCGCUCCCUGAUUUCCCACCUUCAUGUGCUCUUUCCAAUUUCUGGGUCUCUGAGAAUCGGCUCUCUGGAUCUCUCCCUGUUUCCCUGAGAAAUUGCCGGAAUCUUACUCUGUUUGUAGCUUCGGGUAGUGGUCUAGUUGGUGAGAUGGACGCUGAGAUCUUCACGGGUCUUGUGCAGCUUAAAAGGCUUGCUCUGGAUAGAAACAAACUGGAGGGAGAAAUCCCAGAGAGCUUGUGGGCUAUGGGGAAUUUGGAUUGGAUUGAUUUGUCGACUAACCAGCUGAGCGGCACUCUCUCUGAGAAGAUAGCUCAUUGUCAGCAGCUAACCAGUCUUGCUCUUUCUGGGAAUCAGUUAGUUGGCCCGAUUCCUCCUUCCAUUGGUGAUCUGAAGAACUUGAAAUACUUGUAUCUCUACAGCAACAAGCUCAAUGGCACCUUGCCUCCACAGCUUGGCAAUUGUAGCGCACUUAUUGAUGUCAGACUGGACGAUAACUUGAUUGAAGGGAGCAUCCCACCUGAAAUUUCGUUUCUUGAAGGCCUUGAGGUUCUUUAUUUGUUCCAGAAUCGAAUUACUGGCGAAAUCCCGAGGCGGAUUGGUGGGUUAAAGAGGUUAAAAGAGUUGGCUCUCUAUGAAAACAAGUUGAAUGGUGGAAUCCCGUCUGAGAUUGCCGAGCUGACACAGCUCCAGUUUCUUUCUCUGUCUCAUAACAACUUGACUGGAGUGAUACCAUCUGAGCUUGGGAAGUACUCUCCACUAGUGAAACUUGAUCUGAUUGGAAACUCCCUUUCUGGUCCAGUUCCAUCGAGUUUAUGCGCAGGAAACAAGCUUUCGGUUCUUGUGCUUGGCCACAACCAGCUUAAUGGCAGCUUCCCACUUAGUAUUGGUGCAUGUUCAUCUCUUUAUAGGUUGAUUUUGAGCCAUAAUCAGCUGCAAGGGGCAAUACCGCCAAACAUUGGAAAGAACACCAGAUUAAGUUACCUGGAGAUUAGUUCAAAUUUGCUUGAAGGUAGCAUACCACCAGUUCUUGGAUACUGGAGCAAUCUCUCGACGGUUGACUUUUCUGGAAACAGACUUUCUGGCUCUAUCCCUCCUGAGCUAGGUAAACUAGCAAAGCUCCAUAAGUUACAUCUUUCUUCUAAUAUGCUGACAGGAAGUAUUCCUCCCGAGCUCAGCAACUGUAAAAAGUUAAUUGAACUAGAUCUUAGCGGGAAUUCCAUCUCAGGAAAUAUUCCUAAUGAGAUAUUGGCACUGGAGAGAUUGGCAGUUGUGCUCCUUCAGGGGAACAACCUCACUGGAGCAAUUCCUGACUCUUUCUCUCCACUCCAAGAUCUUCGAUCGCUGCAGCUGGCCAACAACAUGCUUGAAACCCCUCUUCCUUGCAGCCUGAGUAGAAUUCGCCAGUUUAGUUCAGUUCUCAAUGUCAGCCAUAACAAUUUCUCUGGUCAAAUCCCAACAUGCCUAGGGAAUCUGGACCACUUGGAAGCUCUCGAUCUCUCGAGCAACAAUUUCUCCGGUGAAAUACCUAGUCAACUGAAGAAUAUGGCAGCCCUCAACUUCUUCAACAUAUCAUUCAACGAGCAACUCUACGGCAGAAUCCCAGCCUCUUGGGAAAAAAUAGCAGCAAAACAUCCAGGAUCUUCCCUUGGAAAUCCUGGGAUUUGUAUCACAAGCAAUGACACAAGGUGUGGCAGGAGAGCAAGGCAUGGACGUAUGAGCGGUGGUGAAGUAGCUGCCGUGGUUAUCACAGUGAUCGGUACUAUGGCAAUAGUUUGUGCCAUGGUUUACGUAUUCAUCAUGCGAGUGAUUCACCAGAAACUUGAGUGUGACCAAUCACUUCUCCACGAAUCCACAAUGAGAUCCGAAAGCUUACCAGAUGAUCUGAGGUUUGAAGACAUAAUCCGUGCUGCUGAAAGCUGCAACGAGAUAGGAAGAGGGAGACAUGGGACGGUUUACUGGACAGAAUCUGUGCACUCCAGAAAGAAGUGGGCUGUCAAGAAGGUGAAUAAUCUUUCUGAAUCGGACUUCAUCCAUGAGAUUAGAAUCCUGAACAUGGUGAAGCAUAGAAAUGCAGUGAAAAUAGGGGGAUACUGCAUUGCAAAGGGAGAUUGUUUCAUUGUCACUGAAUACAUGCCUGGAGGGACGCUGUCUGAUGUACUGCACAGAGAGCAAUCCUGGUUGGUUCUGGAUUGGGAGGAUAGAUUACGCAUUGCACUCGGUAUCGCUCAGUGCCUUUCUUACCUUCACCAUGACUGUGUGCCUCAAAUCAUUCAUAGGGACGUGAAAUCCGACAAUGUGUUGCUGGAUUCGGACUUGGAGCCCAAAGUUGCAGACUUUGGAAUGGCAAAGUUAGGUGUUAAUAAUUAUCCUGAUGCUGAACAGUCUAGCUCAACAGUAUCCAAAAUUGUUGGCACACUUGGGUACAUGGCUCCAGAAAAUGCAUACUCAACGAUGUUGACAGAUAAAGUCGAUGUGUACAGCUAUGGAGUGAUUUUGCUAGAGCUGGUCUGCAGAAAAAUGCCUGUUGAUCCAAGCUUCGAAGAAGGCCAGGACAUUGCUUGUUGGGCGAGGAAGAAUGUAGAAGGGAAGCAUGAUGGUGAUGACGAGGGUAGCAACUUCAUAAAGUUCGUUGAUAAUGAAAUCACCUCUUGGGAUCCAGAUAAGCAAGAGAAGGCUAAGAAGCUACUGGAACUGGGACUUGAGUGCACUCAGCCAGUGCCUGAAAUGAGACCCUCCAUGAGGGAUGUUGUGGCUUCUCUUCUCAAGCUGGGAGACGCCAAUUCAUCAGUAAGGUUUAAAUGACUCCCCAGUUUAACUGGACGCUAAAAACAGCAAAUGUAAUUGUCAUGAUUUGGGACUACUUGUAGUAUGCGAAAGUAAGCAACACUGUAGUAUAUAGUAGGACCACUAGAUUAGGAUUACUUGUAGCAUACGAAAGUAAGCAACACUGAUGCAUAAUUGGACCACUAGAUUAGGGUUCCAAAAAGGAAGCAUGAUCACAGUACACAGCAGAAAAUUGCAGAAAGAUGGAAAUCUACAUUAUUUAGCUCCUCGGUUGGAUUGUUAUCACGGUACCACUGGACUAGAGUUCCAAGGUAAAAGAGAGGUGGCCCAGCUGUGGGUGGAAACAGUCGACUCUUUACUUCUAAGGGCAAUUCAUAUCGUUCUUAGCAACCACGGUUUUCACUUAAUACUAAAGCUCGUCUACAUCUUACAUGAACAUGGCCAUUUCACCUACGGAUAUACUCACUAAUUGUUCAAGCUGUAAUUUAUUCAAUCAAAAUGUUGGUGAACUGCAAUGCCAGGAUUCAUUCAAUCAAAAUGCGAACUCAUGUCAUUUGUUCAAGAUGUAAAAUUUAUUCCAUUGAUUACAAGGAAUGUGCAGGAGAAACCAAUGGCAAUUUCAGUAGCACGUGUUUGGUUUUGAAAGCCACAGUACGUAUCAUACUAAAAUGUUACUUUUCAUUCCGAGAAGCUACUCCGUUGCCUCUGCUGGUUGUGGAACUUCAGAUUGUUUCAAGUUUUCGAGUGCAGAAAUCCGAGCAUCAAGCGUCUCAUAUAGGCCUUUCACCUGGGGAAACAAAUGAAAAAGAAAACUACUGUCAAAAGAGACGGAAAUUUUCAACAAUCACUUGCAGUGCAUCGCAUCAUCACCCAGAAGAGGAAAAGAAGCUGAACUAGUAAACUUUCUAUGUUCAUUUCUCUACUCAGUUACCCUUCCAGAUGAAGGAUGCAGUUAUUACGCAAUUUUUAUGUCCUCAAAGUCUUUAUCUUCAUGAUCAUAGGGCCAAACUUACCAUGAUGUAAUUCAUUAAUCCCGUAAACAUCGAAUGAGUCCUUUCACAGGUGAAACACAAUUUAUUGUUUCUAACAACACUGCAUAAUGAGUAGUGAACAUGACAUUUGAAAUACAAUUGGGAAUGACUAUCAAUUGUUAGAGAUUGCUAAUGAACUUUAGGAAAGGUCUGAUGCCGAGAAAUGGAAAGAUGGCCCAUCUUUUGGAAGCAUGCUUCAGAUAUAUCAGCAGAGUGGAAAUUCAGUUGAAUUUUGAAUCUGCAAAUGUGUAAGUACUACAUAUGAUUCAGAGAGUGAUGCAUACAUGAUCCAAGAAACCAAAAACAAAAAACUUCCAAUGAUCCAGUCAGAAGGAUAGUUUUCAUCCCACUUGAGAUUAGUAUUCUGAAGUUUCUGCACAUUAUUACUUCCUCAGUCUGUUCUUAAACAAACAGAGAGACAAAGAGGAAACCAGAAAGCAAAAAACUACCAAAACUACCAAAUGUAGCUCAAGCUGCAUAACCACAAAGAGAAAAUUCAAUUGUUGUAGAAGUUCUUUCCUGGCAUCUCUAAUUGCAGUGUUGCAUCAUAGCUAGAUAAUUUCUAGCUAGAAAGGGAAACCAUUCCCAGAUUAGAUCCCACUCAAAAGUCAAACCAGCAACCUAAGUUAAACAAGAAUGAAUUCUUGCUUGCACAUUGUUUAGCAACUACAUUUGGAAGAAGAAAAAAGGCCAUCAGCCUACUGAUUGAACGAUGCCAUAAACUACCGAUUAUCAACUCCUAGACAAGCCUUUGAUCGUCGAAAUGCCAACCAACUACAGAAUCUCAAUUGCCAAAAGGAAACUAAAUCUACCAACCCGAAACACAAACAAGAAGAAAAAAAAAAAUGGAAUUGCAAACCCACUCACGCCAAAGCAAUCAGCUUUACGCAAGAAACCCCUAAUGAAUCCAAACUCAAAGAAAAUUCAUAAUCUUGC